UGGUCUCGAACUCCUGACCUCAACUGAUCCACCUGCCUCGGCCUCCCAAAGUGCUGGGAUUAUAGGCUUGAGCCACCGUGCUCGGCCUGAAGCAUUUUAUGAUGCCCACUACAGGGUGUUCAUAAGUGGUAAAUAAGGUCAUUGGUCUAGAUAACUUAAGAUCCACUGCAACCUGGAGAUGAAGAACUUUAUAAAGAACUUUGUAAAGGGGAUAAUUAUUACCACCCAUCAGAGUUUAGAUUUAGUCCCACUGAUUAUAUUUCUCCUUUUAUAGACAGAGAAAUCAGUGAAAAAUAAAUAUAUAUUUGGAGGAUUAAAUCCCAAUCUAUAUCUCGAGGCUACAUUUAUGUCUAAUAGUUGUGAUAUAACAUGUUGCCUAGAAUAGUUCUAUAAAUGGAAUUCACACAUAGGACCACAGAAUCGCUUCUUCACAGGGUUUCAGAGUUGGAGGACAUAUAAAAGGACAAAUCAAGCCAUAAAUCUGUAAGUAAUCCUAAAAGAAGAGUGGUGUGUCAGUUAUUGGCACCAGUACAUGAUGAAUCCUGCUGGGUUGUGGAAAAAGGAGAAACUGACCUGAACAAAACCAUACUCUACACAGCUGUCCCUGACAUUCCACCACCUGUUAGCUUUCAGUAUUAAUUUCAUGGAUCAAAUCAAGGCAUGCAAGUGCAUUAAAUAAUUUUUUAAAAAAACAACUGCUGAUUGCUGAGGGUCUAUGAGGGAAGAAAAAUUAGGAGCUGUUAUUUUCCUAUCAACCAUUACCCGCAUUAACAAGAACAGGAAAUGUGAAUAAAUAAAACUCUUACAUCAUACCAGAAAUAAGAACAGCUGAAUCCCCUAAAGGAUUUUUAUAUUCUAUCAUCAGACAACUAAAGAAAAUAAUUCCAUAUAAAUGGCUGCAUUAAUCAUUGGAAGAAACUUUCCUGCUUUUUUAAAAGAGCAACUAGAAAUACUUUUUGAAAAUAGAGUAACCAUUUGUUAAACCAUAUAUACCAUUGAGGAUAUUUUGGGCAUAAAAGGGAAUUUCCACAAUAAUUCUAUAGUAAUCUUUUAUAGCCAAAGUUAUGAAGAAGAUCAGGAUUUGGGAAAAUUGCGGUCAAGAUUUGAUUUUCCUUUUCUGUUUGAUAGCCUUAUCUAAAUUCUCCUAGCUUGAAUGUAGUAAAUAUGAGUGUGUAAAAACGUAUGUAUAUCUAAUUCAUCUCUUGGGGGAGGUUUAAUGUAACUAUAAAUAAAAAUUCUUUCCCCAAGUAAAAAAAAUGUUACAUAGUGGUUAAUUCUACCUUUUCUCAUUUCUCUACGUCCAAAACUAUCACCAAGUACUGUUAAUUUUACUUUAUAAAGCUCUCUCGAUCGGUCUCUUCAGUUUCAUCACCACUGCUUUAAAUGAGGCAUACUUUCUCGUUUGGAUUAUGGCAGCAGUCUAGCAGUCUCUCUUCCUUUAGUCUCUUCUUCAAAUCCACGUCUGCCACCUCCGCCCUUCAUAUCAUCCAUCAUGUAUUUUUCCCUGCCUAAAUUCUUUGGUUGGCGUCUAUUAAAUCCAAGUUCCUUAAGCAUGGCAUACAGGGGCCAGCUUCUAUGAGCUGUUCCUUACUUCUCCUGUCUCAUUUCCUGACACUUUCCCUUAUACCUUGAGAUGCAGCUUACCAGUACCUCUACUGUAUAUACAACCACAUACAUAUACACCCUGAUCCCCUCCUUCAUGUACAGCCAUAUAUAAUUCUCUCCACCACAUCCUUUAUCACAUUCCUACAAGCCUUGAAGCAAUCUGAGCACAGAAACCAUCUUUAGUUUUCAACUCGUAAUUGGGGCUGAACAUACUUGUCUUGAACACAAAUUGCUGCUUUGUUAGUAUAGGUAUCCUAAUGUGGCACAUGUAUAUAGUUAAAGCUAUAAUGCAUUCCCCAAGUUCCCCUUCAGGACUAAAGGGUUAUUUCCCAACAUCUGGAAGUCUUGCUGCCAGAAAGCCUUCUUCAGGAAUUGCCUUGUCUCAACUCAAGACAACCCUAAAGGACAUUUCCCAGUUUCCUGUGGGGUCCACUGAGGCCUUGACAUUGUACCGAAGUACAGGUGUUUAUCACAAGAACAAUCUCUGAUAAAAUUCCUGUAAACACACUCUUAGAGUCAGCUUGCUGGGGAACCCAAGCUAUAAUAUGUUUGUCUUGUUGACACUUUCUUCUGAGUUCUAAAUCAUGGGAAGUUAUGGUUACCCAAAAUCUUACUAAUUGAAGAUCAUUUAAUCAGACUUGUAUUCAGCGUCUGCUCCAUGCCAGGCAUUGUGCCAGAUACAAUGGAAACGGAUCAAGACUUGGCCCCUGACCUGGAGUUUACAGUCUGAGGUGACAGUUACACAUGAAACUAACUGUACUAGAGCAUCUUGAGAAUCUUUUUGACUUAAACAUCAAUAAUUUUACUAUAAAAGUCAAAAGCAGGGACUUUGUGGUGUUAAAAAAACAAAAGGAAAAUAUUUCAGGGGAAGGAAGAUGAAUAUAAAUAAGUAGAAUGAAAUUUUAGAAGAGCACAGAAUUUGUCUUUGUAAUUCUGAAAGCCUUUAGGGAAAAGAUAAUUUCUACUUUUCAUUUUGAAAUAAUUUCAAACUUACAGAAAAGUCACAAGAAUACUGAACUUACAUAUACCUUUUAUUGCAAAUUCAUCAGUUUUUAACAUUUUCCCUCAUUCUUUUUCUUUACACACAUACAAUUUGUUUUUGUGAACCAUCUGAAAAUAGGUUAAAUACUACAUUAUAUCACUUUAUUCCUUAAUAAUGUACUUCCUAAAAACAAGGGUAUUCAUCUCUGUAACCACAAUGUAGUUAUCAAAGUCAGGAAAUUUGGCUUUAAUCUAGAGUCCAGAUUCAAAUUCUGUUCACCGUCCCAAAAAAGCUGAGUUUAGGAAGAGUCAUGUAACUUAACAUUUGUAAUGUAAAUUAAAAGUCGUAUGAAGUAAGCCAUAGAAGAUCUCGGAAGUUUGCUAACAUUAUUUAAAUACCACAGUGAAAUGAACCACUGCUGAUUUUCUACGGAGAAAGCAAGGAUUAGGCUCAUGUUACCUGUAAAGGUCUGACUUAUGGCUCCCCAAAAGGGAACCUUACUCUGGAGAGCCCAUUUGGUGAGGUUCUUUUCACAAGGGAUUGUAUAUUUUUGACCCAGGGAUUGUCGAUUUGUUGAGCUCCCAUGAAGUGUGCCGCCUUGUCAUUAACACGUCUUCACAAUGCUUAUCUCAAACGACAUUCUUUGGAACUGCCUUUCAUAGUGAGGCACCCCGCCAGCCAGGCCGGUAGGUAGGUAGAAUGGCGGCUUCGGGAACUAGAUCCUGCUGGUCUCCCCUAACACGUGGUCCUUGAUGCUCUAGCGGACUGGGCCGUGAACCUCAGCACACAGCGCUUUGCCAGGGCCGGGGACGCACGCCAGCCUGCCGGAGGUGUCUGGAGGACUUGGGCGGGGGCGCGGCUUCUGCUGCACCACUUCCUCUCCAGCCUCGCGGGCUUCUAGGACCCUAUGACAUAAUUUCCGGAGUGGUCUGUUGGGAGUUGUGGCGGCGGCGAGGCCCAAGCACAGCCGGCCAAGGGGGAGAAAAACCCAUGUCGUGUCCACCCCAAAGCUCGGCGCCUCUAGAAGCCAUGGCUUUUCCGCUGAAGCUAGAGCCAGACAUGCAGAGAAAAGUAGAUUUGUUUCGGGCCCGUAUCGCCCAGGAAGCCGAGGAUCUCGUGUCCACCUUCUUUCCUCAGAAGCUCUCAGAGUUGGAUAGCCAAGUUCAGGAGCUCCGGCUGCAAGACCUGCCCAGAAUCCAUUCAGUGCCAACCCCGGAGCCCCUGGACACCCCAGUCACCGUGGGGGAUGGGCCCAACCGGGAUCUGCCGCCUCUGCAGACCCAGUUCUCCAUCAAGGUCCCGGCACUGCCUGGCAGCGAGGGACAGCUUCUGCGGAGCAACCAGCAUCUGGUGGAGCUGAUUGAGCGGGUAAAACCUGAGAUCGAGCUGCUGAGAGAGAAAUGCAACACAGUGCGGAUGUGGGUGCAGCUGCUCAUCCCGAAGGUGGAGGACGGCAACAACUUCGGGGUGUCUAUCCAGGAAGACACUGUGGACCAGCUGUGGACCGUGGAGAGCACAGCGACCUCCUACCUACGCGGCUUCUCCACCUACUACAACACCCGGGCCAAGUUGGUAUCCAAAAUAGUGAAGUACCCGCAAGUGGAAGAUUAUCGCCGCACUGUAGCAGAGGUGGAUGAAAACGAGUAUCUGAGUGUGCGCCAGAUCCUGCUGCACCUACGAAACGAGUAUGCCACCUUGCAUGAUGUAAUCCUUAAAAACUUCGAGAAGAUCAAGACCCCUCGGAGCACCAACACUGAUAACCUAUACUGAUAGCCUUUCUUUACCCCACUUGCCUUCAGGAGUUGGCUGAGCUGUUUAGGCAGCUAGAAAGCUGAUUAUUAAUGACUGCACAGGUGGUGAAAUGACUGGAAACGUGCGUUAUUACUUAGAAUUUCAUACAGCUUACCCUCAUACUGAAUGAUCUUUUGGUGUAAUUUUCAUUUGAUUUUCCAUUUGUGGGGAGAAUGGGGACAAACCAUCAAGGAGAAAGGACUGCCAUUUUUAAAAGCAGCUUUGUAGAUGAAUGUUGGCCAAGGUUUCUUUAUUAUGGUGUUGGUGACAUUUAAUGGUUUCAGGGUUUACUUAAAAAACUAAAGCUUAAAAGAAAUUUAAAUGAAGCUUUUCCUAAAGUUCUGCUGUCUGUUAAACUUUGUUCAAACUUCAGAAUGCUCCUUUUACACCAUCAUUUUUCUUUUUUGCAAGGAAGGGAGUUUAAAGGGAUAUGUUUAGGUCAGUGUAUGCCUCCAGUUUAGCAGAUUGAAAUAAAACUGGUUAUAAAAUUUUAUGA
Molecule: messenger RNA, 4874 nt
Organism: Cebus imitator (Panamanian white-faced capuchin)
Lineage: Eukaryota; Metazoa; Chordata; Mammalia; Primates; Cebidae
Product: proteasome activator complex subunit 3-like
Exons: 1
Coding region: 3578-4357 (259 amino acids)
Biological process (GO): positive regulation of endopeptidase activity; regulation of G1/S transition of mitotic cell cycle; regulation of proteasomal protein catabolic process
Cellular component (GO): nucleoplasm; cytoplasm; proteasome activator complex
Molecular function (GO): endopeptidase activator activity
Source: RefSeq, a predicted model, not a curated record